AUGAACGUGAACCACACGCGCGACUUCAACUUCUCAUUCCCAGCCGCCAGCAAUGCUACCACCGUCGACUGCGGCUCAGAUUCGGUCAUAAAAUGGGCGCUUCGCAUCAUCAACUGCAUCGUGCUGCUUGUGGGGCUUGUCGGUAAUGCCAUCGUUUGCACAGCGGUCAUACGCCGCAAACGCAUGCGCACAAGCAUCAACCUCUUCACCUUCAAUCUAGCGUUCUCGGACUUGAUCAUCAUUGUGAUAUACGUGCCCUCGCAGAUCAUCGCGCUGGAGAACUGCCAGCGAUGGGUUCUGGGUACUUUCAUGUGUCACGUAGUCUACCUAGUAUUACCUAUUUGCGUGUCAACGUCCAUUGGUAGUCUGCUGACCAUAUCGUGCGACCGAUACCGCGCGAUCGUGUACCCUAUGAAGCCUAAGCUCACUAUGAACAAGGUGAAGAUCAUUAUAGGGCUCAUAUGGUUUGUGUCGGCGUUGACGGCGUUACCCCUCGCGCUAGUGGUCACAACUUUCAGACCCGCACCCCACGUGACCUACUGUACGGAGUUCUGGCGUGACGCAUCAUGGGGCGUACUCUACUGGGUGGCGAUCUUCAUCCUCCAGUACCUCGUCCCGCUGAUUAUCAUCGUGUCUCAGGCGGCGGUGAUCGCGGUCAAGCUGCGCAAGUCACGCAUUCCCAUGCUGAGUUCCAGCAGCGAGACUUUGUACAAGAAGACACUGAGGACACGCAUCAAGCAGACGCGCAAGAUCACCAAGAUGUACAUCGCGCUAGUGCUGCUUUACGCGAUUUGUCUACUGCCCCAGCACGUGGUUGCCACUUUCUGGUAUAAUUUCGGGGACUUUAUGGAGUAUAGUCCGAAAACGCGGGACCUCAUCUACCAAAUCGUGAAUAUCUUCCCGAUGGCGAACAGCGCGUUUAAUGCCAUCGCGUAUGGGACCCUUAAUAAGGAGUUCAAAGGGAUCUUCAAGAUUGUUCUUCACCCGAAGUCUUGCGUGGGGCGGUCGGGGCUCGGCGCGCUAGACAAGCUUCACUUUGAACACAGCGACACUGCGCAUGUCAUGACUAGUCACAGGCGGGACAAACAUCAACGGACUUUGCUGACAGCAGAGGAAAAUGGGAAUUAAGGGAGGGGGGUCCAAAUGGCAUCCGUAAACGUCAACGGAGUUUGAUGACAGCAAAGGAAAAAGGAAUAUAAAAAGAUGGUAAUAGAGCAGGGGUGUAACCUGGCAGAGGGCAGGAGUCCCACCCUCAGAGGGGGUACUGAUAUUCACCCCCCCCCCCCCCCCCCCCUUAUUGCUUAUUACCACGAUGGAUAAAAAUACUUUCAAAAUACUUUCCGGUGUAAGGGACAGCACGAGAAUUGUUAUUUCAGAGAAACAAACUUCGAAGAGAUUAUCAGCAGUAAAAUGUUACGUGGAUAUAUUGAAGAGAACUAUAACUGGAGGAAAAAAAACUCGUUACUUUUGCGAGAAUCGCUUUAGACUAGAGAAACUUGCGUCAAAUCAAUUUCACGAAAACCCGCUAAACAAAUAGCACCUAGACAAGCAGACAAGUGACAAAAUACGAGCAGUUCCAUCAACAAUUAUUUUCCGACCGUACAAGUAAUGUUAUGAUGCUAAGGUUUACUCAUCAAAAAUACAAUAAGGAAUUCUUACGCAUUGAUAUUGUACAUAUUAAGAGCAAUGCAUUCAACCAUAAGGGCGAGAGCUCUAACACAGUGCAUAUUAAAAAUAAAUUAUAACGGAAA
Nematostella vectensis (starlet sea anemone) is the source of this 1751-nucleotide messenger RNA. RefSeq names its product QRFP-like peptide receptor. The transcript has a single exon. Gene Ontology annotation, molecular function: G protein-coupled receptor activity. Gene Ontology annotation, cellular component: membrane. Gene Ontology annotation, biological process: G protein-coupled receptor signaling pathway. The coding region runs from base 1 to 1128 and encodes 375 amino acids. The record is from RefSeq and is a predicted model, not a curated record. Lineage: Eukaryota; Metazoa; Cnidaria; Anthozoa; Actiniaria; Edwardsiidae.